GUUUCAAUUUCUCCCAUUUAUGGUUUUAAUUAGGGCACUUUUUCAGCCUCAUUAUGAAACGUAGAGUCUUUUUCUAGCUAAAAGUCAUCAAAUUGAGUUUCUGGAAAUUAUUACCCAGACUUUGAGCUAAUCACACUAGUUUUUGUUCGAGCACUACUACUCAUUCUACCUGUGACAUAUAUAUAUAUAUAUAUAUAUAUAUAUAUAUAUACUAGAAAGAAAAAAAAAUUAAACGAAUCAAGGAAAAACACAAAACUCACGAGGAGAUUGAGAAGAAGAUGUCAACUGAGACCGAGAUUGAGAUUGAACUGCGGCAGGUGAAGAGCAGUAAAAGACUUCCCAAUGGCUCCGACGGAGCUUGGUUAUGGAUUUAACAAUGGCGGUCGUCGAUGUUGCCAUAUUUCAUGGAUCUAAUGUAAUUUCAUGACACAAAAUCUUGGAUUUUUGUUGGAAAAGAGUAGAUUUGGAGAGGAAGAAGAGGGCUUAAGGGGUUUAAGGCUUGUUCACGGGUUGGGUUGGGCCGGGUUAUGGCUAAAAUUCUGUGCUGGCCCGACCUAUUCGGCCACUAUCAAUAUGGGCUAGAUUGGGUUGAUCCAAGUUCUUAUUUUUAUCACAUUUCUCCCAAAAAAAAUUCAGAUCUCAUCUCAGUCUCUCGUCCACUCCACCCUGGUCUCUAUCUUCCAAGUGCUCUUGCUCGGCUUUGGUGUGCAUGGCAUUGUCUCCGGUGGUCAAGGGUUUGAUGCUCAAUAAAAAAGUUUGGGGAACUUGAGGAAGGAGAAUAGGAAGAAGAAACAAUGUCGUAUGACGAUGUGGAGAUCGAAGAUAUGGAGUGGAACGAAGAGCUGAAGGCGUACACAUACCCGUGCCCGUGUGGAGAUUUGUUCCAAAUCACUAAAGAGGACCUUAAACUCGGCGAGGAGAUUGCUCGCUGCCCCAGUUGUUCUCUCUACAUCACUGUCAUUUACAACAUGGAGGAUUUCUCCUCCCAAUCUGAUCAGACAAAGAAGGGUAUUGACCCACCUAAACAGCAGCCAAUCACUGUUGCUUGAACAUUCCAGUGUGGCCUUGGCUAGAGGUGGCAAAGGAAUCGAUAAUUCUUUCCAAGUUUUGACAUUUGAGGAUUCUUUUCAAGUUUUGACAGAGCUUUUUUGACUACUUGUGAAAAUGGAAGUGAGAAAUGUUUACUUUUUUGUAAACAUUAUAUUAUUAUUGGGUAAAUAACAGGAGAGGCCAGGGGAACAUAUGAGUAGAGAGAUUGUUAUUAUUAUGUUAAGGGUCAUCGUUAGAUGAGGUGUUGAUGUCCUUUGAGGUUAACAAUAUACAUGUAACAGUGAAUAAUAGUUGAUACCUUUUCUAUUAUCGUCUUUUUUACCGUUUGUUUUAUUCCUUUGAGAGGUUGAGAAUUCUGGGAGUUCAUUUUCUUAAAAUCUGAUUUGUAGAACGAGGAAUCGAAAAUUGAAAGGCAAAGGUGAUGUUUUGAUGGUUA
Messenger RNA from Humulus lupulus (European hop), 1486 nucleotides. RefSeq names its product diphthamide biosynthesis protein 3. The coding region runs from base 795 to 1049 and encodes 84 amino acids. The transcript has 3 exons. NCBI's taxonomy places the organism in Eukaryota, Viridiplantae, Streptophyta, Magnoliopsida, Rosales, Cannabaceae. Gene Ontology annotation, cellular component: cytosol; nucleus. Gene Ontology annotation, biological process: protein histidyl modification to diphthamide; tRNA wobble uridine modification. Gene Ontology annotation, molecular function: metal ion binding. The record is from RefSeq and is a predicted model, not a curated record.